Messenger RNA from Scomber japonicus (chub mackerel), 3472 nucleotides. RefSeq names its product sodium bicarbonate cotransporter 3-like. Gene Ontology annotation, biological process: regulation of intracellular pH; monoatomic anion transport; bicarbonate transport. Gene Ontology annotation, molecular function: sodium:bicarbonate symporter activity; solute:inorganic anion antiporter activity; monoatomic anion transmembrane transporter activity. The transcript has 23 exons. Gene Ontology annotation, cellular component: plasma membrane; apical plasma membrane; basolateral plasma membrane. NCBI's taxonomy places the organism in Eukaryota, Metazoa, Chordata, Actinopteri, Scombriformes, Scombridae. The coding region runs from base 60 to 3251 and encodes 1063 amino acids. The record is from RefSeq and is a predicted model, not a curated record.
UUAUCUGACCUGGAUGAGCUUCACCCCUCCCGGAGGAGAGGAAGAGGAGUGUUCCGGAGAUGGAUGAAGAGCAAAGCGAGCAGAUGAGACCCCUCCUCACAUCUGGGAACGAUGACGAGGCGGUGCUGGACCGAGGGAAGACCAGCUCCACCCUCUACACUAACUUUGAGAAGGAAGAGCUGGAGAGUCACCGAGCCGUGUACGUCGGCGUGCACGUCCCUCUGGGUCGUCAGAGCCGGCGGCGGCACCGUCACCGUGGACACCGGCAUCACCGCAAGCGACGGGACCGCUGCGACCGGGACGAGUCGCCCACGGAUACGCCGUCUCAGAGAGUCCAGUUCAUCCUGGGGACGGAGGACGACGACGAGGAGCACAUUCCUCACGAUCUGUUCACUGAGCUGGACGAGCUAGCCUUCAGAGACGGAGACAUGCAGGAGUGGAAGGAGACGGCCAGGUGGCUGAAGUUUGAGGAGGACGUGGAGGACGGCGGCGAGCGUUGGAGUAAACCGUACGUGGCCACGUUGUCUCUUCACAGCCUGUUUGAGCUGCGGUCCUGCAUCAUGAACGGCACCGUGCUGCUAGACAUGAGAGCCAACUCCAUCGAUGAGAUCGCAGACAUGGUGAUUGACAGCAUGCUGGCGUCGGGUCAGAUGGAGGAGGAGGUUCAGGAGAAGGUUCGGGAGGCGAUGCUGAGGCGUCAUCACCACCAGAACGAGAAGAAGCUUAGCAACCGCAUCCCACUGGUCCGAUCCUUCGCCGACAUCGGCAAGAAACACUCCGACCCUCAUCUACUGGAACGCAACGGUCUGCUGGCGUCCCCUCAGUCGGCUCCUGGGAACCUGGACAGUAAGAACAACGAGGCUCGUAUGAACGGAGGCAGCAGAGAGAACAGCACGGUGGACUUCAGCAAGGUGGAUAUGAACUUCAUGAAGAAGAUUCCUCCUGGUGCUGAAGCCUCCAACGUCCUGGUGGGUGAAGUCGACUUCCUGGAGCGGCCGAUCAUCGCCUUCAUUCGUCUCGCCCCCGCUGUGCUGCUGACUGGCCUCACCGAGGUCCCCGUGCCCACCAGGUUCCUCUUCUUGCUGCUCGGUCCGAUAGGAAAAGGUCCACAGUACCACGAGAUUGGACGCUCCAUCGCCACUCUGAUGACGGACGAGAUUUUCCAUGACGUUGCCUACAAAGCGAAGGACAGGAACGACCUGCUGUCUGGCAUUGAUGAGUUCUUGGAUCAGGUGACUGUUCUCCCUCCAGGUGAAUGGGACCCAAGCAUCCGCAUCGAACCUCCGAAGAGCGUCCCAUCUCAGGAGAAGCGGAAGAUGCCGUCGGCCCCGAACGGCAACGCUCACAGCUACGACUUCAUCAAGGAGUCGGAGCAUGAAACGGGACCAGAGCUGCAGAGAACGGGGAGGAUUUUCGGUGGUCUGGUGAACGACGUGCGGAGGAAAGUUCCCUUCCUGUUGAGUGACAUCAGAGACGCCGUCAGCCUGCAGUGUCUGGCGUCCGUCCUCUUCCUGUACUGUGCCUGCAUGUCCCCCGUCAUCACGUUCGGAGGCCUGCUGGGAGAGGCCACCAAAGGAAACAUUAGUGCCAUAGAGUCUCUGUUUGGAGCGUCUCUGACCGGUGUAGCUUAUUCUGUGUUUGCUGGUCAGCCUCUCACCAUCCUGGGAAGCACCGGUCCAGUUCUGGUCUUUGAGAAGAUCCUCUUCAAGUUCUGCACGGACUACGGCUUGUCCUACCUUUCCCUGAGGACUAGUAUCGGCCUCUGGACCGCCUUCCUGUGCCUGGUGCUGGUCGCCACCGACGCCAGCUCACUGGUCUGCUACAUCACCCGCUUCACCGAGGAAGCCUUCGCCGCGCUCAUCUGCCUCAUCUUCAUCUACGAGGCGCUGGAGAAGCUGGUCCACCUCGGGGAGGAUUAUCCAAUCAACAUGCAGAACCAGCUGGACAACCUCACCUUCUACACGUGUCAGUGCUCUGAACCCGCCAACAUCUCCGCUCAGACGCUGCAGAAGUGGAACCAAAGAGGCCUCAGUACAGAAAACAUCUCAUGGGAGCAGCUGGGUGUGACGGUGCGAUCGACCAUCAGUGACUUCGCCGUGUUCCUCACCAUCAUGAUCAUGGUGCUGGUGGAUUAUCUGGUCGGGGUUCCCUCGCCCAAACUCAAAGUACCCGAUCGCUUCGAGCCUACCUCUAACACCCGUGGGUGGCUGAUCUCUCCGCUGGGACCGAACCCUUGGUGGACGCUGCUGGCGGCCGCCGUCCCCGCGCUGCUCUGCACCAUCCUCAUCUUCAUGGACCAGCAGAUCACCGCCGUCAUCGUCAACCGCAAGGAGAACAAACUGAAGAAAGGCUGUGGCUAUCACCUGGACCUGCUGGUGGUGGCGCUGAUGCUGGGCGUUUGCUCCAUCAUGGGUCUGCCGUGGUUCGUGGCGGCGACCGUGCUCUCCAUCUCGCACGUCAACAGUCUGAAGGUGGAGUCGGCGUGCGCGGCUCCCGGCGAGCAGCCCAAGUUCCUGGGAAUCAUCGAGCAGAGAGUCACCGGCUUCAUGAUCUUCACCCUGAUGGGCUGCUCCGUCUUCAUGACCUCCGUCCUCAAGUUCAUCCCGAUGCCGGUCCUCUACGGAGUCUUCCUCUACAUGGGCGUUUCCUCGCUCAGAGGCAUUCAGCUGUUCGACCGUAUCAAACUGUUCGGCAUGCCGGCCAAACACCAGCCGGACCUGAUCUACCUGCGCUACGUCCCGCUGUGGAAGGUCCACAUCUUCACUGUGGUGCAGCUGUCCUGCCUCAUCGUCCUCUGGGUCAUCAAGGCCUCGGCCGCCGCCGUCGUCUUCCCCAUGAUGGUUCUGGCUCUGGUGUUCGUGAGGAAGCUUCUGGACUUCUGCUUCACUAAGAGAGAGCUGAGCUGGCUGGAUGAUCUGAUCCCAGAGAGCAAGAAGAAGAAAGAAGACGACAAGAAGAAGAAGGAGAAGGAGGAUGCUGAGCGGAUGCUGGAGGAGGAUGACAGUAAUCCAGCGUACGACGGCAGCAACGUUCUCAAGAUCCCAGUUAAAACCCUGAAAGGACGCGACCCCUCGGAGGUGAACAUCUCAGAUGAAAUGGCCAAAAGUGGCGUCUGGAAAUCAGUUUCCAUGAACUCUGACAGCUGCAAAGCUCUGAAAGGCGGCAACAGUCAGGAGAAGCUGCCGAGCGUUCAGAUAAACGUGGAAAACGAAGACGGUCGGAAAGUGGUGGACGCUGAGACGUCACUAUGAUCCACCGCCGCUGCUCGCCACCAGGCGGCGCUGUGCGGAGGACGAGGACAGAGCUGCCACCUUCUGUCCAAUCUGGACUGAGGUGAAAGAUGGCAGGAGGACCAAUCAGGCUUCACCUCGCCGCGCCGUACUUCUCACCCUGCGUUCGGACAAAGGUGAACGAUUUAUUUUCUCAUCGUUUUAUGGUGAAAACUCGGAGACUCCGCCUACGGGAGCAAAUA